CUUAUACCUGCUAGCAUUGAAUCAGAAUGAGUCACUGAAACUUGGGUGCCGGAACAAAGUACUUGCAAACUGCCUUAUGAGACACUGCCUCCAUGUAGGUGGGAUAUACCUCUCAGAGCAGUCACAUUUUUUUUCUCUCUUCUCUCUCCUUCAAGCAGGCAAGAAUUCUGACGUUCUCAAGAGACCAGCUCUUCCCCGGGUGGCUCAAAGGACCCUACCAUGUGGAUUCUGCUUCUCCAGGUGGGGACUGGAGUUUUGAAAUAAAAUGGAUGAUUUGACGUUACUUGAUCUUCUGGAGUGCCCUGUGUGCUUUGAGAAACUCGAUGUCACGGCCAAAGUCCUCCCUUGCCAGCACACCUUCUGCAAACCAUGUCUACAGAGGGUUUUCAAGGCCCACAAGGAGCUGCGGUGCCCCGAAUGCAGGACGCCAGUGUUUUGCAGCAUCGAGGCGCUACCGGCCAACCUGCUGCUCGUGCGCCUUCUAGAUGGCGUGCGCUCAGGGCAGAGCUCAGGAAGAGGGGGCUCCUUCCGCAGGCCCGGCACGAUGACCUUGCAGGAUGGCAGGAAAAACAGGUCCAACCCCAGACGUCUGCAGGCCAGUCCUUUCCGGCUAGUGCCUAAUAUCAGAAUCCACAUGGAUGGGGUGCCUCGAGCAAAGGCCUUAUGCAACUACAGAGGGCAGAAUCCUGGUGACCUCAGGUUUAAUAAGGGAGAUGUCAUUCUUCUCCGGAGACAGCUUGAUGAGAAUUGGUACCAGGGGGAAAUCAAUGGCAUCAGCGGGAUCUUCCCAGCCAGCUCUGUGGAAGUCAUCAAGCAGCUGCCCCAGCCACCCCCACUCUGCAGGGCCCUCUACAACUUCGACCUACGAGGCAAGGACAAGAGUGAGAACCAGGAUUGCCUCACCUUCCUCAAGGAUGAUAUCAUCACUGUGAUCAGCCGAGUGGAUGAGAACUGGGCAGAAGGCAAGUUAGGAGAUAAAGUAGGCAUCUUCCCUAUCUUGUUUGUAGAGCCAAACCUCACCGCAAGACACCUUCUAGAAAAGAACAAAGGUCGCCAGUCAUCCCGCACAAAAAACCUGUCCCUGGUGUCCUCAUCCUCCAGAGGCAACACACCCACCCUCCGUAGGGGACCCGGGUCCAGGAGGAAGGGGCCUGGGCAGUUUUCCAUCACAACAGCCUUGAACACGCUCAACCGGAUGGUCCAUUCUCCUUCAGGGCGCCAUAUGGUAGAGAUCAGCACCCCAGUGCUCAUCAGCUCCAGCAACCCCUCUGUGAUCACCCAGCCCAUGGAGAAAGCAGACGUUCCCUCCAGCUCGGCGGGGCAGGUCAGCACUUAUCACCCCGCACCUGCCUCUCCAGGACAUUCCACAGCCGUGGUCAGUCUGCCUGGCUCCCAGCAACACCUCUCAGCGAACAUGUUUGUAGCCCUGCACUCCUACUCAGCCCAUGGACCUGAUGAGCUGGACCUGCAACGGGGAGAAGGCAUCAGGGUCCUGGGGAAGUGCCAGGACGGCUGGCUCAGGGGCGUCUCCUUGGUCACCGGGCGAGUUGGCAUCUUCCCAAACAAUUACGUCAUCCCCAUUUUCAGAAAGACCUCUAGUUUUCCAGACUCCCGGAGCCCUGGUCUCUACGCCACAUGGACGUUAUCCACCUCCUCUGUGUCCUCCCAAGGCAGCAUUUCAGAAGGUGAUCCCCGGCAAAGCCGUCCCUUCAAAUCCGUCUUUGUGCCCACCGCCAUAGUCAACCCAGUGAGGAGCACAGCCGGCCCUGGGACUUUAGGACAAGGGUCUCUUCGGAAAGGGCGGAGCAGCAUGAGAAAGAAUGGAUCCCUGCAGAGACCCGUCCAGUCUGGGAUCCCCACUCUCGUGGUAGGCUCCCUCAGACGCAGCCCCACCAUGGUCGUUCGGCCUCAGCAGUUCCAAUUCUACCAGCCACAGGGGGUCCCCUCUUCCCCCUCGGCCGUGGUGGUGGAGAUGGGGCCCAAGCCUGCCCCCACGGGGGAGCCCGCCCUCACGUGCAUCAGCAGGGGCAGCGAGGCCCGGAUCCACUCGGCAGCCAGCUCCCUCAUCAUGGAAGGCAAGGAAAUCCCUGUCAAGAGUGAGCCUCUGCCAAAACCACCUGCGUCUGCCCCACCAUCCAUCUUGGUGAAACCAGAAAACUCAAGAAAUGGCAUCGAAAAGCAAGUCAAAACCGUGAGAUUUCAGAAUUACAGCCCUCCUCCCACCAAACAUUAUACCUCCCAUCCCACCUCUGGAAAGCCUGAACAGCCAGCCACCCUCAAGGCGUCCCAGCCUGAAGCAGCCUCCGUGGGCCCAGAGAUGACCGUACUAUUUGCCCACCGAAGCGGCUGCCACUCCGGACAACAGACAGGCCUCCGGAGAAAGUCAGCUCCUGGCAAGGCCGCAAUCCUGGGGUCCACUUCCUCAGCCAUGCAGACUGUGUUUUCCAGCAAAUGAACCUGCAGGUGGCUUUUCCUGGACCCCAAAGAGAGCCUGCCUUGGUCAUCUUCCCAGGAGGAGCUUGUGACAACUGGGAUGCAGAAGAGAGCAAACAAUCUGCUGGGAUGGAAACUGCUCAAUGGAGAGUUUGUGGACUGCAUGAUAUUCCUUGACCAUCAGGGAUGGUACAGUGAUACCAAUAGUCUGGCCUCCAAGACAGGAGAGUAAUAGGAAGCAAAUCCAUCUUCACCCGCAGUAUUAAUGGGUGGUGGGCCAGAAUGGAAAAAAGCAAGUCAGUCAUAUGCUGUUACAGGUUACACCAGACUCUCAUCCCUCUGUUACUCACUGCUUUUGUCAAAGCCAAACUUUAUCUUGCUAACUUCUCAUAGCUUGGCACCUAACAAAUGACAAGACGGGACAUCCAAUGUCUUCCAGUUUUGUGGUCUGGCCUGUCUCUCCAGAUCAGACUUAGAGUGAUGCAGAGAUGACUUAAUAUUCUCUUUGAUGUUCAAUCCGAAGAGGCCAAUGCUUCAGCACAAUGUCCACUAGCCAUCACCCCCAGCCUGGUUCCCCAUCAAGCAUCCUGCAUCACUCUGCCACAUCUUUAUUCUUUUCCAAUCUGUCUUUUCCCAUGAUACCCUCUGACCCAAAGGAUUUCUAAUAAAACGUAGUGAUCAAGGAAAUAAAGACUUGGUACCUAAAGA
Molecule: messenger RNA, 3141 nt
Organism: Sapajus apella (tufted capuchin)
Lineage: Eukaryota; Metazoa; Chordata; Mammalia; Primates; Cebidae
Gene: SH3RF2
Product: SH3 domain containing ring finger 2
Exons: 10
Coding region: 266-2455 (729 amino acids)
Biological process (GO): positive regulation of JNK cascade; positive regulation of proteasomal ubiquitin-dependent protein catabolic process; negative regulation of apoptotic process
Cellular component (GO): nucleoplasm
Molecular function (GO): ubiquitin protein ligase activity; protein phosphatase 1 binding
Source: RefSeq, a predicted model, not a curated record